Messenger RNA from Ectocarpus sp. CCAP 1310/34, 3076 nucleotides. Lineage: Eukaryota; Phaeophyceae; Ectocarpales; Ectocarpaceae. The record is from the annotation of a GenBank genome assembly.
GCGGCCUGGCACACGCCUCGGACCCGCCGCUGCUGGGCCACACGACCCGCCUUCCGCCACACAAACAUAAUCUUGUUCACCACCCGGGGGGCACUCCACUUACUUUCCAGGCCACACGCACACAAACCGGCAGCAGCAGUACCGCGACGACAGAGAGUCGGCACAGCACCGUGCACCAGCAUCAUCGCAACGGGCAGGCGAAAAAAUGCCAUCAUCUCUCCUCGGCACGGUGAUCUUCUUGCUGGCGGGCGCAAGCCUGACGAAGGCGUGGGUCUCGCCGCCGACUCACCAGCCGCGGAGCCCGGGCGCGGCGGGAGGAGCUGCUGCUCCUUCGACCGGAGCCUCCCCGCGCUUCGGCAGGAGCUCGCUGUCUCCGCGCUCGAAACCUCUCACCAGAUGGGACGCGCAGCUUGAGAGGGCGAGAUCCGCGCAUCGGGUCAAGGAUUGGACAGAGGUGCAGCAUUGGUGUUCCAGGGUGAUCGACCUUGCCGACGACUGGAACGCGGUCGAGCAGGCGCACCUCAGGCUUGCGCUCGCGGCGCAGAAGAGUAGCGGGGUGGCUGGCGGACGGAGAGCAUUUCAGCAAGGCAUACGAGACUGUCCCAGCUCCGACACGCUCCUGGUGGCCUGGGCGCUGAUGGAGUCCAAGAUCAAGCACAGUGCCCACUCCAGGCGGCGCGCCUGGGCCCUGAUCCGCCGCGCCAUCGCCCUCAACCCCAAGAAGAACCGGCGGGUCCUCUCGUGGUCGGUGUUCGCCGGCGACCUGGCCCUGGCAGAGGCGGCGGGCGGGGAAGCCGCCGUCGUGGAGGCGGUACGGUCGGCCCUCUCGCCUCCGACGCUGCCGCUGACGCUGUGGCCGGAGCCGACGGCGGCCGGCGGCAAGGCCAUCGGCGGCACCGGCGCCGGCGCCGGCGGGGUCAGCACAAGGGCCCACGAGCGCGAGGAAGAGACAGUUCUAGCGACCAAGCUUUUGGACCUGUGCCACAGCAACAAGGGUUUCCAAGAAGCGCCUGAGUUUCCUCCCGCUGCCACUGCAGCCGUGCCGGCGGCGACUCCGGCGAAUACGGUGGCCUCCGCGGCGCCAUCCGAGAGGUUCCAGGAGCUCGCGGGGGAGCUGGAGAGGAAGGGGGGCGGGGCCGGGGCCGGGGUGCGCGCGCUCAGCGGCACCUGGAGGCUCGUGUUCACCACCAGCGCGGACUGCAACCGCUACCUUUCCCGAACAGGCAACGAAGUCUACCAGCGGCUAACCCCUCCCAUCAUGGCGAUCAAGCCGAGGCCCUGCUGCAAGCAGCCAGCACCGUUCCGGUGUGAGGUUCUUCUCCGGCCCGCCGCCGCCACGAUGGCAGCCGGUGGUGGAACCGCUGGCGCUUCGUACGGAACCCCACCGCUGUCGCCACCUUCACGCGACUCCAAGGCCGCCCCCAAAGCCACUGUGGCCUACUUCUUCCGCGGGUGGGCGGACAAGUCACCGCCCGACCAACAGAGGGAAGGCUGUCUCCUCAAGCAGCACGUGGCCGCUCGCUCGGCCACCGUCGUCGCCGGCGGCGGAGGCGACGGCGAGACCAGUGCCGGUUCGCCGAAACGCGCGCCCUCGCCGACCCCGCCGCCGGCCGUGUUCAGCGCCCUGGGCCUGGUCGCGGCGAGGUGUAAGGGGUUGGAAAGACUGGUGACGCAGGAGGUGACGUACGUGGGGAAGCAGCUUCGGAUCGGGAGGACAACCGAGGGGGACGUGUACCUGUACGAGCGCUGUGCCUGGCCGAAGGACAUGGACUUUGGCCUCGUUGUUUAGCUAGUUUUUGAUGUUAUUGCCGGUGUCAUGCUUUAGCAGGUUGUCGUUGGAAGGCGUCGUCGGUCGGCGGCGCGUUGUACAGGGAAACGGAGGGUGCAGGCGCGGCAACAAGAGCCGCGGAUCGGAUGUUCUUCGGACAGUCGCUUGCUGAAGAGAAACAUAGUUAGGCAAACUUGUGCGUCAUUUCGUUGGUUGGUUGUUGCGUAAUGGCGUUUCUUUUUGGGUGCCGGCGUUCAAAUUGUGGUGGGGUCAUACGAUGGAGUUGGGAGUGGGGGGUGGUUUUGUUUUGUUCAGUGAAUGGUGUGCGCGUGCCCUCACUAGUUGUAGUUAUGUGGUUUUCUUGUACAAAACAGAAGAAAAGGGUGGAGGUGGAGCGAUGGAUUCGUCGUGUUACAUACAUCGCAAGUAGACGGUGCUGUCCCUUGUAGGCUCGAGCACGACAAGCUCAUUCCUGGUGAGUUACCGUUAGAGUUACCGUACCCUUUUCGUGUUUAGUCCUUGCGUGAUGAACGAUACAGUUCAUGUAGCCCCUCAUCUUUGGACAAGACGGUGAGGAGAGGCAUGUUGUACUCGCCACCACGCUUUCUAGUGCUGUGGUUGGAUAUUGUUUCGGUUGUGUACGAGUAGGUUGUGUGACCCAGUAGGUGCAGUGUAAGUGGGUUUACAGGGGAGAGUAAUUCCCCUUUGGUUGGAAUUCGUGCUGGCGGUCGGGGCGUCGUUUCGCCGCGAACGCCCGCGCACGGCAUGUGCGAUGAAAUCCCCUCUUUGGGUAUUUUGUGCGCCUCGCUAGGCUAUUAGGAAAGGGACGUUGUUGGUGCGCUAUUGCCAUCCUGAAACUGUUAAGCGUGUUCCCCGCCGGGCAUUGCUGUUACCCCGCAAACAACGGAACAUACUAGGGUAGUGAAGCGACUUUAUUUUUUCCUUUGGUGAAGUGCCAUGCUGAACCUUCUAGGAAGGGUUACAGUCCUGUGGUAUGUACAGCAGUAUUCGGUCGAAGUAGUCUAGAUGUCGUGGAAUUCAGGAGGGAGUUUGUUAUGUUGGUCGUGCGGAGAACCCAAACUCCUUUGCGGAAUCUCCCAUCCAGUGGGUGUUUUUUUUCGUGAAAGAGUGGGUCCGGGGCAUGUGUAUUUUCCCGAUCAGGGAGGGGGGCUAGAGGAGUAGAGGUGAGUUAAUAGUAUAGAAACUUUCGCCGUGGCAGCUGCUGCACUUCAUUUUUCUUCGGAUGCUGCUGCAAUAUGUUCCUCUUGAAGUAACAAACAAGCAACCGCGGAGAGGUAGGUCUACCCG